CACGAUUCGUAGAUCUAUGUCGCUUCUGUUCAUGGGCCCGCUGUGGCUGUCGGAGGCGGCGGCGUUUGGAUGGGGAGCCUGAUGGAGGGGCUCUCGCCUCCUCAGACGGACUGGGAAGAUCGAGGCCAGCCCCAGGCGCCUCUCUGGUGAUUUGCCUCGGAUUUUCCAUGCUCUUUUAUUCAUGGGACGACUUCAACAAAAAUUAUUUCAAAAUGAUAACAAAUAUUAUCAUCUUGAGUGUCCUGAUUUGCAUUUCCUUAUCAUUUUGGAUUGUGUCCAUGACUGCAAGUACUUAUUAUGGUACUUUGCGACCUAUUUCUCCAUGGCGAUGGCUUUUCUCAAUCUUAAUUCCAUUAACCAUUGCUUCGAGAGGAUUUAAGAAAAAGAGUCUUGAUCAUGGAGGAGCACUGGGAGGUUUAAUAGUUGGAUUUAUCCUCACAGUUGCAAAUUACAGCUUCUUCACUGCCAUGCUUAUGUUUUUCAUCACUUCUUCCAAACUGACCAAGUGGAAAGGAGAAGUAAAGAAGCAAAUAGACCCUGAAUAUAAAGAAGGUGGACAGAGAAAUUGGGUGCAAGUGUUCUGCAAUGGUGGUGUACCUGCAGAACUGGCUCUGCUGUACAUGAUUGAAAAUGGACCAGGUGAAAUUCCAGUAGACUUUUCUAAACAGUAUACUGCAUCCUGGAUGUGUCUGUCCCUCUUGGGGGCUUUAGCCUGCUGCGCUGGAGACACGUGGGCUUCAGAAAUCGGCACUGUCAUGAAUCAGGAACCGCGGCUAAUAACAACCUGGAAAAAGGUUCCAGUAGGUACCAAUGGCGGUGUUAGUUUAAUAGGCCUGAUCUCCAGUGUGCUUGGUGGCACAUCUGUAGGCGUAGCUUAUUUCAUCUCCCAGUUGAUUUUUGUCAAUGACCUGGAUAUUUCUGCGCCACAGUGGCCCAUUAUUGUGUUUGGUGGACUGGCUGGUUUACUAGGUUCUAUCAUUGAUUCUUAUUUAGGAGCAACAAUGCAAUACAGUGGUUUUGACACUCAUACAGGAAUGGUUGUCAACCAUCCGACCAAAAGCGCAAAGCACAUAUCUGGAAAACCUAUCCUGGAUAAUAAUGCAGUGAAUCUCUUCUCCUCUGUAGUCAUUGCUUUGUUGCUGCCUGGAGCAGCAUGGGGAUUUUGGCCAAGAGGUUGAAGUUGAUAUAUUGACUCCUAUACGUUUUAUUCAAAGAAGCUGUGAUUUACAAGAUUCUUCACAAGGCACUUUUAUAACUGUGGGCUGGACUAUUUCCUGCAACACUUCUGGAGGAAUGAGGAAUCCUUAGAUAAUUAUUCCUGCAGUGUGUGCAGAUAUUCUAAGCAAAGUGGAGUGAACGAAGUGGUGCUGAUUUGAUAUCACUUCUUUUGUGUUGGAAUUCUUGCUUGAAUGAUUAUGACUUUGAUGGUUAUGAUUUUGUCUUAGCUCAUUCCCCAUAGUCUGACAGGCAAGGAAAUAAGGCAUCAAGGGAAAAGGUUAACUCCUGGCAGAGUACUGCUGUAUUUGUGAAGUAAAGCAAUGGAUCUUAACCUUUUACAAGUCUUUUAAUAUGUAUUUCUUUUGUCGGAUGUGGUAGGCACACUUGGAGAAUUUGUCGGCUUUUGUUGUUUUGGCAAAAGUGGCAGCACAGUAUUUAAACGUCAGUUGAAUAAAAUUGAAAUAUUUUAGGGUUUUUUGAGGAGUACAUUGGCAAAAGAAUGGCUCUUGUAAGCAUGUGUACUAUUGUUAGCAGUGCCAUGCAAUCUUACAAUAAUAUUACGGAUGUCCAGAAUUUAGAUAUUUAAUUUAUUUAAUUUAACAUCUGAUAUUUAGAAUAUUUGUUUUGGCCAGUGCCUAUAGUUGAUGGUUUUUCUCCUGGCCAUAUUCAAAUGAUAUUAUUUGCAUUAAUUGUUGUUGUUUAUGAAAAGAGUUGCUGUGGUGUUUUAAAAAACAAACAGUUAUGAUGACUUGUAAAUUCAUUUUGGUCUGCAAGAAACACAGAUAUUGCUUGAUCACAUGAAUUGUACAGUGUAAAAGUGUUUUUCUGGGUUUACAUAAGAAACAAAGAUGAGUUGGGAUAAGAAUUAUACAAUACUUCAGUGUAAGUGAAUGCAGUAUAUGACUUCAAAUAGUACAUUUGUAUAUCUGUAAGCUUAAUUUCCGACACAGUAAAAAUGCUUUGUUAUACUUUUUGUUCAUCUGGUUUGCAAAUAGUUCUGUAUUCCAUUACUUUACAUUUGAGAUUUGACUGAGGUUUUUUAUCAACCAAGUAUGCAAACACAUUGAAUCUGGCAUUCAUACUGAGGAAGCAGAGACUACAAAGAGGGUCUUGUCUGCAGAUUGCUUUGAAAUUGAAGUUUAUACUGAUGUUGUCUAUAUCUUCAAAAAGCAGUUCCUUCUGAGAGAUCCCACAGUCAAUCAGUGCAAGUCAUUUUACUAAGGUGAAAAGAUAUAUUGCACAGUAUUUUUAAAAUCUUCAUCAGGAAAAUAUUGAAUGCCUUGAAAUGCAUUAUUCCAUGUGACAGACCCAUGGUUUCUGUGAAACAUUCAAAGUAAUGAAAUUUCAACAGGGUUGAUGAAACAUGAGGAGUGUGCAGACGAUAAAUGGUAUGUCAUCCCCAGCUGUUCUUGAUAUUCAGAAGCACCCCCAAUAUAUUGGGGUGUGAUUUCAUAUCCCUCAGACAAUUCUAGGUUCAGUAGAGGCCUUUUUCUACACAGGAAGAAAAACAAAUCAACAUCCCAUAUAUUUCCUGGCUAUGAAAGCCCUGUCCUAAAGUCAAAAUAGCCUUGGAAGGCAUAAACAUAGAAAAAGGGAGAUAGGAGAGCAUUUCUAGUCAAAAUUGUGUGCCCUGAUCCCUGGAAGUUUCCUAACCCUAGUAUAAAUAUUGCUACACUUGAGAGAAGAAAGUGAAUAAAAUAUUUGAAAGCAAUAUUUUCAUUGCACUAGUAUUGCCUCAUAGCUUUUCUGAAAAGUAGGUUCCUCCUGAUAAGAUGGAGAAAGAAUGAAAAUGAGAAAUAAGAGAGAGCUAGAAGACAAGAAGAAAUUGAUGAAACAGGAAAGGUGCAGGCAGAGUGUUGUCUCAUGAGAUAAAGGAAGUAUGGUGGUAAGAGCAAGUUAUAAAGGCAAGGAUAUCUAGAUUGAAAGAUUAAAUGUCGAAGGGGAACUUUCACAUUAUAUAAAAGAUAAAAAACACACUGGAAUAUUUUAUGUCUUAUGUCCUUAUAAUAAAUGACUUGAUACCCAUA
Anolis sagrei ordinatus is the source of this 3245-nucleotide messenger RNA. RefSeq names its product transmembrane protein 19 (gene FAABTP). The record is from RefSeq and is a predicted model, not a curated record. NCBI's taxonomy places the organism in Eukaryota, Metazoa, Chordata, Lepidosauria, Squamata, Anolidae. Gene Ontology annotation, cellular component: membrane.